CAUUUAAGUAAUAGAGCAUCUGCUCUGCUGUACACUUUCUCGCUUCUAAAGGGAUCCAAAAUACUGUACAUGCUGGCAAGUGUCAGAGGUGCGCAUUUGUAUUGCAGGGUAAUAUCAUGGGAUUCACGACAUUUUAUUUCCCCUGCAGAAGGAACAGAGCUGGUCCACAUCCCAUUCUUUCUGCACACCUUCCAGUCUCUGGUGCUGCUUGGCAGUAACAAGGCAGGUUCUGCUGCAUUUUCCCCUCUGCAGCUCCUCAAGGUAUAGCAGACCUUGCAAUAAAGAUAAGCUCAUAUGCUCCCUGGCUUGCACCACGUUUGAGUCCCAACAGUAACAACUCUGACUGCACACUGGAGCAGGCAGGCAAACAGUCAGGCAGGGAAUGCAAAACCAGAUCGUGUCUUUAAGGUGCUUAACAGGCGAGUCAGCCGUUUGGUAUCUGGAGCCGGAGCUGACAGGAGCUGAAAGGGGUGUUUUGUGAAUUCUUGCUGUGUUUGCAUCCUGAGCAACUUCAUCAAUACUGCAUGCAGCGAAGAACUGGCAAGGAUCCCUGCUGCAAUCCUGGGACUGAUUGCCAGCGAGCAGCCCUGUGUUUUUUUACUUGGAGGAUGUAUGUGCGGGUGUGAGCUGUACGACUGCAAUAAGAAGAAGAAAAAGAAGUAAAGAAGAGCAAAAAAAAAAAAAGAACUCGGGACAUCUUGCUCAGUCAGGGACGAGAGAUCUGGGGGAACCUAUACUAGCACGCUAACAUCCUCAGUGGGACAGGCUGAGCACUGGAAAGGUUAAACGGAUCUUAAUGCACCUGCUCCUAAUACGCAUGGGCUAUGAAGAAAAUCUGAUGUCUAAGAUGGCUGGCCCAGACCUGCAGUUUUCAGGAAGAACCUGCAAGCACUGUGAUUCCCCCGGCACCCUCUGGCUUGCUAGGAGUGACUGAUCUCUCACUUGUAGAAGUCUCCAGGGUACUUGUUUCUUCGCAGUAAUCUUUGCCCAUCAUGGGAGGAUGUUUCUCCAAACCCAAACCAGUCGAGGUUAAGGUUGAAGUUGUGGUCCCCGAUAAAGAAAAGGAAACCGAAAAAAUGUCUCCCAACGGCAAGGCCAGUCCAUUGGCAAACUGCAGGCCGAAUGGGACAGCCAAACACUUCCAUGAUGAUGACAAGUCCAUCACCUUGAGUCCAUACCAAAACCCCAGGGACUUUGUGGAGGCAGCUGUUUGUCACGUCAAGGACUUGGAGAAUGGACAGAUGCGAGAAGUGGAUUUGGGCUGCGGAAAGGCUCUGCUGAUAAAAGAACGUGGCGAGUACUGUGCCAUUGGGCACAAAUGCCCACACUAUGGAGCGCCGCUGGUAAAAGGUGUUCUGUCGAAGGGCCGUGUGCGCUGCCCCUGGCAUGGCGCCUGCUUCAGUACUGCGACUGGAGACAUAGAAGACUUCCCAGGGCUGGACAGCUUGCCGAAGUUUCAGGUUAGAGUGGAAAAAGACAAGGUGUAUGUUCGAGCAAGCAAGCAGGCUCUCCAGUCACAAAAAAGGACAAAGGUCAUGACAAAAUGUACUGCACUGAGCAACUAUAGCACUGGCUUCAGCAAUGUCCUCAUCAUUGGAGCAGGUCCAGUUGGUCUGAUGUGUGCUGAGACAUUGAGGCAGGAAGGUUUUUCAGACCGUAUUGUGAUGUGCACUGCAGACAAGCAUCUGCCCUAUGACAAGCCUAAAUUGAGUAAGUCUCUGGAGAGCACUGCAGAGCAGCUCAAACUCCGAUCCCUGGAAUUCUUCCAGACACAUGAUAUAGAGUUACUCAAAGAAAAGGAGGUAGUGUCAGUGGAUGUUAAGAUAAAAACCGUCACAUUCCAAGAUGGACUGAAAAUGGAAUACAGCAACCUGCUCGUCGCCACGGGUAGCAAACCCAAGCUUUUGAACUGCAAAGGAAAAGACGUGGAAAACGUAUUUUACCUCAGAACCCCAGAAGACGCCAACCACAUAGCCAAACUGGCAAGCAACAAGAAUGCUGUCGUAGUUGGAGCAUCAUAUGUGGUGUGCUGGCUCAUGCUUGUCUCAGGAAUGGAGGUGGCUGCCUACCUUGCUGAGAAUGCCCACUCGGUCUCAGUGAUUGGACUGGAGGCUGUCCCGUUUCGAAAGGCUCUGGGAGAGAAAGUUGGAAAAGCUAUAAUGAAGAUGUUUGAAAAUAACCGUGUUAAGUUCUACAUGCUGAAUGAAGUAGCCGAACUAAGAGGACAUCUUGGCAAGUUAAAGGAAGUUGUUCUGAAUAGCGGAAAGGUCCUGAGAGCAGAUGUUUGUGUAAUUGGUGCAGGGUCAGUACCAGCAACAUCUUUCUUGAAACACAGUGGUAUACACAUGGACUCCAAAGGCUUCAUCACAGUGAACAAGUUAAUGCAGACCAAUGUACCUGGGGUCUUUGCUGGAGGAGAUGUGGUCACUUUCCCCCUGUUUCUCCGUAACAACAAAAAAGUCAAUGUGCCCCACUGGCAGAUGGCCCACAUGCACGGGCGGAUAGCUGCUCUCAGCAUACUUGGGUGUCCAUUGGAGAUCAACACCGUGCCUUACUUCUGGACAGCCAUGUUUGGGAAAAGUAUAAGAUACGCAGGUCAUGGAGAGGGAUUUGAUGACGUGAUUAUCCAAGGAGAUUUAGAUGAACUUAAAUUUGUAGCAUUCUACACAAAGAGUGAAGAGGUCGUUGCGGUUGCGAGUAUGAACUGCGAUCCUAUCGUAUCCAAAGUAGCGGAGGUCUUUAAAUCGGGCAAGGCUAUAAGAAAACGAGAUGUGGAGAUGUUUGCACGGCAUGGCAAGACAGGGGAUAUGUCUUGGCUAAUUGGGAAGGGAACACAGUAGAACGUGUCUCACAUCCUGUUCGCCUGUUCACCACCGAAUGGUGUUGAGAGGGAAUGGCAGCUAAGCAGUUUUCGAAGUCUUCGUGGAAGCUCUGCUGUGUGCUCCAGCUCACUGUAUUUCGAUCCACCGACAAGACCUUUCUGACCUGUUACAUUUUGGAAGGUCGAAUGAUUUUCACCAGGGCAGGCUCGCAGCUGCCCACUUCUUAUUCAACAUGGGUGUCAACUGUGACAAAAUUGUACAUAUUGUAAAAACUUGUAUAAAUGAACCAAAACAUUUUUAACAGUUACCAUGUAAUUAUUGCUUAUCUAGUGGAAGACCUGUUUAUUUUGCACUUUGGGCUGAAUUAACAAGCAAAACUGGACGCAAUCCCCGAGUUUGUGCAUGAUGUACCCAUCUGUACAUUUUGUGUACAGGGGUGAAUAGGGGGAGUGGUCCCUUUUAUUAAGUGCAGCUUUGGACAUUAUUCUCAUCUGCACUCUCACCUAACCGGAAUGUAAAACUCACAAAGAUCCUUGCCUGAUUAAAUACAUAAUAGCUUGAAUGGAGAUCAGGCUUCCUGGAUUUAGGACUGGCUUUGUUUAAAGGUGUAUUUAUAUCUUUGUUUUGUACUUGUCUCAAAUGUAUUUUGCAUUCUGGACUAGACAUCCAGUGCCAACAUCUUUAGAAGCCAUAAUGACACAUUCCACUAGAAUGAAAAUAUCUCACAGCAGUGUUAUAGAAAUAUUACUGUGAAUGUGAAAAACACUUUUCUUUUAAAACUAUGUAAAGCUUAGAUUGUGCAAAACAAUGCAAGAUCUGUGUAACUGAAAACAAACUUCCCAGGUGUAUACUCAUUUUCUCUCCGAUAUUAGAGCAUGGUUACAGAGUCCAAACCUAGUUUGUCUUGUAUGCUAAGAGACCGUAGCACAUUCACUUUUUAAAAUGAAUAUAAAUGACUUACUGCAAUUAAAUGAUUUGGUAGACCUGCUUGUAGACUGCAUAAAUUCUAUAUUUAAAAAUAAUGUAAUGCACAGCAUAGGUUUGCAUUUUAUGAUAGGAAACAAACAUGUAAAGAAACUUCCAUUGAUGAAAUAAUUGCUCUAAAAAAACAGAUACUUUGGUAGAUGUGGCUUCUUUAUGAAACCGUGUUACUAACUCAGGGAGCAAACGUUUUAGAUGUCUGGCUAUUUUGGAUUUGUUCCUCCAAAAAUAAAUUUGUUGCUUUUAUUUUCCUACCACAAUGCUGUGCAACUGAUUACACCUGGUAUGUCAAUUAAAAAUUAAGUCUCAUUUACAUCAACAACAGUCCGGAGACCCAAUUACACAGGCUGUCCAGGCUUUUCUGGUAUUGCCUGGACAGAUUUGAGGGCAGUAACUUGCUCAAAGGUAUAGUAUGAUAGAUGAGCACCUCCACUCCGAAUUUGAACCCACUACAGUCUACUCAGGAGUCUAGACUCAUAUCACUGCUCUACACUAUUGACCAGAUUAAAUUUUAUGCAGAACAAAACAACCAAUUGCCGUUCCAAAAUAUUAGUUUUAUGUCAUGCUGUGUAAGACAACUACACUAAAGCACGGCAAUUUUUGUUUAUUGUCAAAGGAAUUUCCUGUUUUACCAUGUCAGUGGUUCACAUAAUAAAAAUGCACACUUCAAAAACUAAAAACCGCAAUACAAUAAUACUGGGUGUUACUUGAUUCAGCUCUGCUUUCAACAUGAAAGAUUUCAAUUGCACCUCACUGUUCCUCCAUGAUGCUGUGGGAAUUCACCUGAAUAAUAAAGAAAAUGACUGCUGUUCAAGGUUUAAAACAUGUUUUGCAAAACCCAAGUGUGCUUUUAAAUAGAACAAAGUGCAUAGAGAGCCAAAGGAUACAAAUUUAAGUUUAAUAACCUGAUAUUUGAGAAUACAAGUAAAACUAGGCAAAAGGUUUCCUUUUAAAUUUUGGAAAAGAAAGGGCCAAUGUGAAAUGAUAGAAGCAAAAAGUGCAAUUAGAUUGGAAAGACAAAGGCAACAAUGGUACAAGUAAAUGUUGUAACACAGCAUUCCAAUAUUAGCAACUGCGAGAAAGACAGCCUAGAUCUGUGAAAAUGCCAAAGAUUUCAAAAGAUUUAUUAUAAAAGUCUGAAAAAUGUAUACAAACAUAUAUAACCAUAGAAAGUUAUAAAAGCAAAUGUAACUUUAAACAAAAAA
Messenger RNA from Lepisosteus oculatus (spotted gar), 5008 nucleotides. Its product is annotated as apoptosis inducing factor mitochondria associated 3. Gene Ontology annotation, cellular component: mitochondrion; cytoplasm. Gene Ontology annotation, molecular function: flavin adenine dinucleotide binding; 2 iron, 2 sulfur cluster binding; oxidoreductase activity, acting on NAD(P)H. Gene Ontology annotation, biological process: execution phase of apoptosis. NCBI's taxonomy places the organism in Eukaryota, Metazoa, Chordata, Actinopteri, Semionotiformes, Lepisosteidae. The record is from RefSeq and is a predicted model, not a curated record.